AAAGAAAAGCACCUCUGUUGUAGUCAUCGUUAUGGCCUUGAAUUUUCUCAAAUCAGUUCCUUUCUUUCUCUUGCUUGCGGUUGUCAUGGCAGGUGAUCCAGAUAUUCUCGUAGACUUUAUAGUUCCAGUAAACUCCACUGGUAAGGCCAUAGAUGGGUGCUUCUUCACCUUCACUGGAAUGCGCAACGCAAUUAACCCAGACUAUCCGUCAAACUUUACGGCGACUAAAGCUAGUGUUAAAGAGUUUCCAGCUUUGGAUGGUCAGAGUGUCUCUUUUGCUUUUUUGGAAUAUCCUGCGGGAUCCAUUAACCCACCUCACACACACCCUCGUUCAGCUGAGCUACUCUUGGUAGUGGGUGGAACCCUCAAUGUUGGCUUUGUUGACACCACGAACAAACUAUACACACAAACCCUGAACCUCGGUGACAUCUUUUUGUUCCCAAAGGGAAUGGUGCACUAUCAGUCUAAUGAUGACCCAAAACAACCCGCCGCCGCAAUCGCCGCCUUUGGCAGUGCUAAUCCAGGCACAAUUUCAGUUCCCAUGAGUGUUUUUACUUCUGGCAUUGAUGAUAAUAUCCUUGCCAAGGCUUUCAAAACUGAUGUUUCAACUAUCAUGAAGCUCAAGGCAGGCCUUGCACCCAAGGCGUGAAUUCAUGAAGCUAUAUGGUCUUGAGUCCCUAAUUUUCUUGUGCUUUUUAUGUGCUUCUCUUCUUCAUUGUUCUGUGGCCAGCCUACAUGGUAGGAAAUGGAUCUUGUUGUAAUAUUGCACUAAUAAAUUGUUGAAAAUCUGUUUCAAAAUUAUAUAUAUAUAUAUUUUAA
Messenger RNA from Pistacia vera, 819 nucleotides. Its product is annotated as putative germin-like protein 9-2. The transcript has a single exon. Gene Ontology annotation, molecular function: manganese ion binding. Gene Ontology annotation, cellular component: cell wall. Bases 32 to 649 code for a protein of 205 amino acids. The record is from RefSeq and is a predicted model, not a curated record. NCBI's taxonomy places the organism in Eukaryota, Viridiplantae, Streptophyta, Magnoliopsida, Sapindales, Anacardiaceae.